Messenger RNA from Phlebotomus argentipes, 709 nucleotides. It is a transcript of the gene Nse1, whose product is annotated as non-structural maintenance of chromosomes element 1 homolog. Gene Ontology annotation, molecular function: ubiquitin-protein transferase activity. The coding region runs from base 1 to 693 and encodes 230 amino acids. The transcript is spliced from 2 exons. NCBI's taxonomy places the organism in Eukaryota, Metazoa, Arthropoda, Insecta, Diptera, Psychodidae. Gene Ontology annotation, cellular component: nucleus; Smc5-Smc6 complex. Gene Ontology annotation, biological process: double-strand break repair via homologous recombination; DNA damage tolerance. The record is from RefSeq and is a predicted model, not a curated record.
AUGGAGUACAAUUCAUUCCACAUUGCUGUAUUGCAGCUAAUAUCUGGCUGCGGGACACUGGAGAAGGCAGAAUUUGAGAGUAUUUUCGAACAAUUGAAGACCCAUUAUUCUGAGGAAUUGGACGUGUCCUCAGCCACUCCAGAAACAGUUAUUGAGACGAUUAAUGAGAAAAUCGCUCUAUUUGAUCUCUCAAUCCGCCUGGUGAGGUAUGAAUACACCGAUGAGGAGUUCUACAUUUACAUCUCAACGACAACCUCUCCGGAAAGCAAACUGCAGAAUCUCUACACAGAGGCGGAGAUUCAGUACUUCCCACUGCUGAUGAAGGAAAUUAUCACUUCAGAUGAGUACUGCAUCUCCUCAAUUAUGGCCACGAAUUUGAUCACGAGGCUCCCGAAGCCGAUGCCACAGACACGUUCGGUGGAAUUGCUGGACGAAUGGAAAUCCCGCGGAUAUUUCACUCAGAUUGGGGAGAAUGUCUUCCUCGGUCCCAGAGCAAUUGAGGAGUUUCAGGGCUAUAUAACGGCGAACUAUCAGGACUUUAUCAAGGCUUGCUUCCUCUGUCAGAAGACAGUUUUCAAGGAAUCGUCCUGCAAGACAUCCUCCUGUGAGGCUGUUUUCCACGCCACUUGCAUCAAUAGAUACCAUGAGAAAUCCCCCAACACUUGUAUCGCCUGCAAGAAUGAAUGGGCUUGAUGUGUAGACACAAAAA